Tyto alba (common barn owl) is the source of this 1585-nucleotide messenger RNA. It is a transcript of the gene SAXO4, whose product is annotated as protein phosphatase 1 regulatory subunit 32. The coding region runs from base 329 to 1540 and encodes 403 amino acids. Gene Ontology annotation, molecular function: phosphatase binding. Lineage: Eukaryota; Metazoa; Chordata; Aves; Strigiformes; Tytonidae. The record is from RefSeq and is a predicted model, not a curated record. The transcript is spliced from 8 exons.
CUCUGGCAUGUGCCAGCUCGCUGCUGUCUCCAAGUUCAAGCUGUCCCUUUGAAACCCUUUUUCUAGGGACCCCAAGGGGGUGACCCCACACACAGGAGGGCUGUGGCCCCUUUCCGCAAGAGGUUGGAGUGGGGCAUCCCGCUCCCUAGUGUCAUCUGUGGGGUGUCCCAGGCAGCGGUGAAAGUCUCCCUGCGGCCACAGUGUCUGUGUGUCACCAUGCCAGUAACCGGGAGACGGCGUCACCAUCCCAAUCCCCGCUUCCAUGGGGACAUUCCAGAGCCACCCCUGCUUCCAGGCAGGCAGGGAACCGCUCUAGGACAGCCCAACCAUGGCGUUUGUCCGUCCCCGUGCCAGCCUGCGGUCCUGGGCGUGGGACUCGCCGGGCACCGCCUUGCCCUCGGCGAAGGCACGCACUGGUGGAAGCGCAGACCUGAUGAACUUCUACGCCACGACCUACGCGGUGGCUUAUGGCCAGCCGCCUUUCCAUCCCCGCCUUGGCCCCCACACCGACACCGGCUAUGUGUCCAACAACCGCUCGGCUGUCUCCCGCCUGCUCUGCCAGCGCAGCGCAGCAGAGCGCCAAGACCCUGCCACGUCUACCAUGGCUGAGCACUUCAAGCCCUUCUGGCUCCCUGACGGCCGGAGCCUCCUGCCCCGGCACAUCCACCAACCGGGGAGCGGGUACAUUCAAGGGUCCCCCCUUUCCUGCCUCCGCGCCGGGGCGGUGAGUCCCCAACACACACAGCUCCUCCAGAGGCCCCCAAAAACAUCCAGGGACUAUGGUACUGAGAGCUGCUGCACUGGAUCUGCCCAGCCAGGUACGGUUUUGGGGGUGUCGGUGGUCCUGGGACCAGCUCCAGCCCCAAGAGGUUUUGGGAUGUUAGUGAUCCUGGAUCCAGCUCCAUUGCCAGCAGAUCUCCUGCAGAAGACAACCAUCGGCACCAAGGAGCAGUCGGGCUUCACCAGGGCCACCCCGAGGAGCGACCGUGUCCUGCCAGCCCUGCCGGCCCAACCCGUGAGCCCCGUCCCCACCGUGUCCCUUGUCCCCUGCCAGCCCCUCCCACCCCUUCUGCACCCCCAGGGAGCCUUUUUCUCCCUCCCACAGCUCAGCGUCAGCAUCACCACGACGGAUUACCUGCCUUCCGUGCACAGCCAUGGUGGUGAGAAGCUCCCGGUGCUGUCAGUGGGCUCCGAGCGAGGCAGCGGGUUCAGCCAGGAGGUUUCGACCUGCCUGGGCACUGCGGGCUUGCCCACCGUGGGCCACCCCGUUGUACUCAUCUCCCGAGGGCUUCAGGCACCCCGAAUGACCCAGGCCAGUCUGCUGGGACAACAGGUUGCUGGGAGGAAGGAGCCAUCGGGGUUCACCAAAAACAACGGCCAGUAUGUGACACUGUCCCCUGCAGCUCCAGCUCAGUGUUGGCGGGAUCCAACCCGGAUGGCCAAACCCAUCGGGGGCAUCCAUCCCCAGAGCCCCAGCAGCUUCAGCACCAACAACCACCCCACCGGGCUGGGGGACAUCGCUGGCCACCUCCUGGCGUAGCCCCCCCCACCCCGGGGUGGCCCAACACGAUGCUGCUGCACCCCA